Messenger RNA from Fraxinus pennsylvanica, 510 nucleotides. Lineage: Eukaryota; Viridiplantae; Streptophyta; Magnoliopsida; Lamiales; Oleaceae. The record is from the annotation of a GenBank genome assembly.
AUGCAAUUUUUUGGAGGAUCAGAAAUCAGCCCAUCUCCACCAGUACCCACAGCAUCAGGAAAUAAUGCGUACAUGCUCUACGUUUUCAACAGAAAUGGAGUAUGUUUGCUUUACAGAGAAUGGAAUCGACCCCUCAAGACUCUCAAUUCCCAUCAGGACCAUAAGCUCAUGUUUGGACUCCUAUUCUCUCUCAAAUCCUUAACCGCUAAAAUGGAUCCUACUUGUGUUGACAAAGGGAAUCUUGGGGUGCCACAGUUACCUGGGCAAGGUUGUUCAUUUCACAGCUUCCGAACAAAUACCUAUAAACUGACUUUUAUGGAGAGCCCAUCCGGGAUAAAGAUCAUCCUUGUCACCCACCCGAGGACUGGAGAUCUUAGGGAAUCCCUGAAGUACAUUUAUAACUUGUAUGUUGAAUAUGUUGUCAAGAAUCCACUGUAUUCCCCAGGAACUCCAAUUAGAUGUCAGCUGUUUGAUACAACAGUUGAUCAGUAUGUCAGAGGACUUGGUUGA